This is a messenger RNA of Cephus cinctus (wheat stem sawfly), 2549 nucleotides long. RefSeq names its product kelch domain-containing protein 10 (gene slim). Lineage: Eukaryota; Metazoa; Arthropoda; Insecta; Hymenoptera; Cephidae. The transcript has 4 exons. Gene Ontology annotation, molecular function: protein binding. The record is from RefSeq and is a predicted model, not a curated record. Gene Ontology annotation, biological process: positive regulation of stress-activated MAPK cascade. Bases 175 to 1374 code for a protein of 399 amino acids.
CUCGGCUACGACGGGAUACGCUUUGUCGACGGAGGUGGUGAUCACAAAAUCCUACUUCCAAAAUCGCCGCUACGAUUUAGCGCCGUGAUUUUGGUAUCACCUGAAACCGUAGCGUUGUGCUUCUCCCUACUCAUCUCUGAACGUGAUACAAUAAGUCAGGUUUUGUAUUGAAAUAUGUCAUCUUGGGGCACCACGUAUCGAUUCAAACCAUUCAGGUUUGAAAUAUAUUCACCAGAAAAUCAAAAAUGGCCAAAGGGCAGAAGUGGACAUAGGAUUGCCUGUAAUGAACGUUACUUGUACUCUUAUGGUGGCUAUAAUCCUGAUGCACGGGAGGAUACUUUUUUCCAAGAUCCAACGUGGUUUAUAAGUAGGCCACUCUUUAAAGAAAUAUGGAGAUUCAAUCUUGCUACACACCGUUGGAAACGGUUGCCCAAGCGAAGGAGUUUGCCUAAUGAAAUGGCCUCUUGUGCUGUUGUUUUAAGAGGCGAUAUCUUAAUAGUUUAUGGAGGAACUGGGUUUCCCUUUGGUGAAACUUGUAGCAAUAAAGUAUAUCUUUGUAAUGUCAAAGAUGGCUCAACAAAACCAUUGCCUGCUACUGGAAAAUUUCCAGAAUCACUUUAUGGGAUAGCCGUAGUUUGUCAUGGGCCUUACUUAUAUACAGUUGGUGGCACAUCAGGGUAUGAUUUCCAUUGUGACAUUCAUCGCAUUGAUCUUAGAACAGGAGUGUGGGAAAGUGUGUAUAUUUGUACUGGUGCUGAUGGAUAUGAACCUGAAGGUAGAUACCGACAUGAGUUAGCCUACGAUGGAAAACGGAUAUAUGUCUUUGGUGGUGGUACCACACUGCACUCUCCUCAUUUCUCGUUACAGAUAAUACCCACUUUUGACUUAGAAUCGAAUAAAUGGAUGUCUCUAGCGACGCAUGGGAAAGAAGAUUGUAAAUAUGUUCCUGCUGAUAGACUGUGUCAUAGCGUGGUUCAAUACACGGACGACAAAACUGGAGUGACUUAUGCUGUGAUAUUUGGUGGUUUCAAUGGAGAUGAGGUUUUUCGGGACAUGUGGCGACUUGAUUUGAAACUUUUACAAUGGACAUGCUUAUUGAGGGUGGUAGAUACAGAUCCUGUAUACUUUCAUUCAGCAAGUAUUACACCAGAAGGUUGUAUGUAUUCCUUUGGAGGUGUGAUUAGAAAUGGUCAUCAGACACGAAGAUCAGACACAGUUCUUGCGGUCUGGUUGAAAAUACCUAAAUUGACGGAAAUCAGCUGGUUGGCAUUAAAUCAUUACUGCAAAAAUUUGAAAGAUAUGUCGAAAAGCGAUCUAUUGCUCUUAGGCAUACCAUUGAACUUUGUACAAAGACUUAUUGAUGACGAUCUAUAAGUAGAAACUUAUUAAUUAUACAGUAUUCUGAAAGAAAUCAGCUACUGUUACCAGUUAUUUAUAACUCCAAUAUUAUUAAUAUUGAUCAUUUCUAUAUAUUUUUUUUUAUAAAUGCAUUGACUCUACACCACAAUAAGAUAAUUAACGAUACAAAUAUUGUAACUGAAAUAAUUGGUAAUUUGGAUGAUUUAUAUAUUUUGAUAGUAACAAAUAGCAAAGUUCAAUCAUAAUAAUGAUGUUGAAAGAGUGUCAAUAUUUUCCAAAAUGCUUUUAUUUAUUUGAGUAAAAUCAUUUUCAUCUGUAUAAAACUAUUAUUAUGAAAUCCUAAAAUUCUGCAUAAUUAUUAGAACUGAUUGUUUAUCAAUGUUCAAUAAAUAUUUACGUUAUUUUUGUAAUAAAUACAAAUUGAUCUACGGGUGUUGUAUAUAACUGAUAUCUAACAAUAAGAGCAUUGUUUAUUUGUAAGAGAUAUUCAGUGUAUCAAGGUAAUUGAAAGAAUGAAAAAUAUAUCUUCGAAGCGAUAGCUGUGAUCAUAGCUAAAAAAAAUCUAGGUGGAAUGCGAUAAGAGUGACAAAUAUGCAAUUUUCCUUUUAUCUCCUUUGUCCCUUUUAUAAAAAUAUCUAUCUUUACAGUGAUCGUAAUCGAUUUUAAAGAUGAUCGGUAACAUAGUUUCCUAGAUUUGUCAACAACCUAGAAACACAUGACCAAAUUUUGUUUAUCCUUAUUCGUUCCUCAUUCAUAUUUAUUUAUACAAAAGGGCAAAAGUAUCACAAAUCACAAUAUUUGAAAUUACAUAAAAUCAACUCUGUAUUUCUAUUAUAUCAAUAUUCUUGAUCAAUCAUCAAGAAUUUUAACUCCUCCAGUAGCGCCCUCAGCCCUUCCGUAGCAUCAUCUAGCGUCUAGUUUGGUAACAUCAUUCGAAUAGCACCUCACUUCAACCCGAGGUGGCGGACAAGACAGACGUCUGCUUCGGGCCAGUUCAGAGGGCUUUUCUGCGUCGUCGGCUUUCAUAUUCCAUGUCGUCAUUGUGUUCGAAUACACCGUACCUCAAUAUGUUUGGUGAAGUGUUUAUGUAGUAUUUGUUGCACCCGUAGACGCCAUCCACGUGCCAUAACUUGAACGAGACGCCAUUGUCAUCAAGGUGAAAAAAGAGGCUCCACACGGACGAGUCGACA